AUGGUGCAGGUUGACUCUUUAAAGGACGAUCAAAUUAAUAGUCAUUUGUUACAAGAAUUUAUUCAUAAAAUUGAUGCUAAUUUAGUAAUAGUUGAGAAUUUUGAUGCAAGCAUUUGUGAAAUUGCUGCUGAAGAUAAACUAGAUAGUAUUAUGCAAGCAGCAAGAGAUUAUCAUUAUGAGAUACAGAAAACUCUGUCAGAAUUUAGAGUAAAAUUUGAUAAUUUGUUUGGAGACAACAUAAUUGAUCAAGUAAUAGGUGAAGUUUUGAACACUUCUGAAGUAAAAUCUCUUAGUGAAGUAGAAUCUUUGGUUAGAUCUUUGAAUAAUAAAUUCAUUGACUUGAAGGGACUUGGUAUAGAUCUGAUUGAAGUUGAUUCGGCUGCUCUAUUGCUAAUUAGCAAAAUUGUAAAUAGGAAACUUCCUAGAAAUUUUUUGAUAGAACUCUCUAGAACUACAGGAUCUUCUUAUCCUAAUUUUAACCAGUUGUUAGAUAAUUAUCAGAGUAUUAUUGCACGCCUUAGUUUAGGUCACAAUGAAAAUUCUGGCGCAAAACCUAAAGUUAAAUAUGAAGGUUAUUCUGUAUGUAAUAAUUACCCAGGAAGGAAUUCUGAAAUUGUAAAUAUAUUAGGUAUCCUAGGGAAUGAUAUCCUUCAGGAAUUUAGUCAGUUAGAUUUAGACUCUGUAGAGUUAUUUAAUAUUAAGGUUAGAGUAAUUAAGUUGGCCAAUGGGGUUAUUCCAUUUGGUACAGUAGUCAAUUUAGUUCAUCCUUCACAAAGGAAGCUUUUUUAUGAGAGAAUUGAUUCUUAUGAACCUUGUGUUAGAGAUAAACCAAUAAGAGAGGUAGAGUCUUGUCCUAUAAUUAAUAGUAAUAAAAUCUUGGAAAAUAGACCAAGAGUUACUGAGCGGAUUUACUCUAAAUUAGAAGAUCAGAAUAUAUCCUCUAAAUAUGAGGAAGUUUUUGAUAGACAGGAGGAGCUUGGCAUUAUUGAGCCUGUUAAAAAUAGAGCCGCAGGCCAAGUAUUCAUUCCUCAUCGUCCUGUCAUAAGAAAUGAUGAAAAUGCCACCACUAAAAUCCGUCCUGUAUUCAAUUGUAGUUUAAAGGUGGGAAAAGCUCCUUCAUUAAAUGAAGCCGCUUUUCCUGGUAUUGAUUUGAUGAACAACUUGUUGUCAUUAGUUUUGUAUUUCAGGAAUAAUGAUUAUGUAGUUGUAGCUGAUAUAGUGAAGGCUUUUCUCCAAGUUAGGUUAUCUUUAGAGUCUGAUCGAAAUAGAUUUUGUUUCUUUAGAAAGAUAAAUGGGAAGUUUGUUGCUUAUAGGUAUAAUACCAUAAUUUUUGGAUUUGUAAGUUCUCCUUUUAUAUUGAAUUAUAUUAUUCAACAUGAUUUGUCUAGUUAUAGAGGGAAUGAAGUAGCUUCUCUGAUUAAAGACAAAUUUUAUAUGGAUAACUUGGUGCUCUCUUCUAAUCAGGGAGCCCAGUCACCAUUUAUUAUCAAUUCUAUUAAGGAAAUCAUGAAUUCAGGGGGGUUGCCUUUACGGGAGUGGGGUUCUAAUUGUCCUGCUUUGUUAUCUACUCUUGAUGAAGAUGAAAAGGUAGCUUCUUCUGAAAUGAAGAUUUUAGGAUAUAUUUAUGACUCUAACCAGGAUACCUUACAAUUAAAGGUUAAGCAAUUGUACAAGGGUGCUUCCUCAAAGCGUCAGAUUUUGUCAGCUUUGUCUUCUGUCUUUGACCCUAUUGGCAUAUUUGCACCUAUAAUGCUGCAGGGCAAGCUUAUUAUUCGUAAGUUGUGCCAGCAAGUUUUGAACUGGGAUGAAACAGCAUGUGCUGAAAUUGCUAUGUUAUGGAGUAAAUUUUGCAGUUCUUACAGUGAGGUUAGUCAAGCUUCUUUUUCCAGACAAACUUAUAAAACUGAUGCUCCUAUCAAGCUGUUUUUGUUUGCAGAUGCUUCGAAGGAAGCUUAUGGUUGUGCUAUGUAUGCUGUGCAAGGUGGUCAUAGUUCCCUGAUAUUUGCUAAGACUAAGGUUAGCCCUAUUAAGGAGAAAACUCUCCCAACUUUAGAACUUUUUGAUAGCCAAGUAGUUCUUAGUUGGAUUCUUACUAAUAGGGCUCCUAAGAGAAACACAUUUGUGAAUAAUAGGUUGAAGGAAAUUUCUAAUCUGUUAGAUAGGAUUUCUGAUAGAUUUUGUAGAGUUUCAUUAGCUUAUAUUCCUUCAUCUAGCAAUCAGGCUGAUUUACUUACUAAACCUUGUACUUGUAAGUAUUUUCUUGAAAAUUUCAGUCUUUGGAUCAAAGGGCCUUCUUGGUUGAAUUCUCCUGACGAGUGGCCUAAGGGUCUUUUGGGUUGUAUUCCUGAUAAUGUGAAGGGUGACUUAAUUUCUCCUGUAAUGUUUCCUAAAAAGGAACCUCUUGUAAAUAUUAGUAAUUUUUCUAGUUUUUCUAGACUUAUAAGUAUAGUUUCUAAGGUAUUUACUGUUGUAUAUAAGUUUAGGAAAAUUCAAGCUGACCCUGUUGAGGCAGCUUCUAAUUACCUUCUAAGGUUAAUGCAAGAGGAAGCUUUUCCUCUUGAAUUAUCUUAUCUAAAGAGUAGAAAUUCUUUAGUUGAGGUUCCACCUUUAGUUCGGCAGUUUAAUUUGUUUCUGGAUGAUAAUGGUAUAAUGCGAACUAAAGGUCGGAUUGACAAAAACAUUACUUUAAAAUUUGAUAUUGUCAAUCCUAUUCUUGUGGAUAAGAAGCAUCAUUUGACCCGGUUGUUGAUUUAUUAUGCCCAUUGUAAGUCUAUGCAUAUGAGUUUGCAAUCCACUCUUAGUUUUUUGCGCAUGCAUGGUUUGUGGAUUGUGAAGGCUAGGCAAGCAGUUUUGUCUGUCCUUAAGGAUUGUAUUGUAUGCAAGCGUUAUAAUGCUAGCACAGUGAAGUAUCCUUCUCCUUCUUUGCUUCCUUUUUCCAGGGUUAAUUUGAGUGUGCCUUUUGCUCAUACUGGUGUGGAUCAUACAGGCCACUUAUGGUUGAGGGAGAAAAAUGGAGAAAAACUUAAGGCGUACAUUCUUAUUUUCACUUGUUUCAAUACAAGAGCAAUACAUUUGGAAGUUGUCCAGUCUAUGUCAACCUCGGAAUUUAUAUUAGCUUUCAUUAGAUUUUCUAAUAGGUUUGGUGUUCCUGUUGCUGUUUAUUCAGAUAAUGCCAAGUCCUUUGUUCAGGCUGGUAAUAUAAUUGAACAGUUACUUACUUCUUCUGAGUGUGAGGAGACGUUUAGGGUCGCUUCAAUUUCUCAUAAGACUAUCCCUGUGUACGCAGCGUGGUACGGUGCUGUUUGGGAAAGAUUAAUUAAAACAAUUAAGCAUUGCCUUUUUAAAACUCUUGGUAGAUUUACUCCUUCAUUUUCUGAAUUUGUCACUUUCCUCUCUGACAUUCACAAAAUUUUGAAUAAUAGGCCUUUAACUUAUAGAUCUUGUGAAAAUGAGAUAGAUAUAAUUUCUCCUAAUCAUUUCUUGGUUGGCAAAUUUAUUCCUUCAUUAAUAUUUGGUGAUUCUGAACAAGUUCCUGAGUGGGAGUAUGGUGAGGAGGAUCAGUAUUCUUCUCUCCUUGCUCGUACUUUGGAAACUAGGGAUGGACUUUAUGAAAGCUUUAAGGAAAGGUGGCUUUCUGAAUAUUUAGUAAGUUUAAAAGAAAAGGAUAGAUCUUCUUUUCAUCCUCCAAGAAAAUGGGAAAAAGGGGAAAAUGCUCUCUUUAAAUUACCUUCCAAAUCUAGAACUUAUUGGCCACUGGUUAGAAUUGUUGAAACAUUCAGUGAUAACGAAGGUGUUGUACGUACUGUUCGUAUUGUUAAGCCUGAUAAAAGUGAAAGUGAAAUUAAUGUUAGUUUUUUAAUACCUUUAGAAUUAUAUUCUGAGCUUAAUGAUCCUAAUUUAUAUGUUCAAAUUGAAGAACAAGAAGAAAAUAUUAGUGAGUUGGAGACAGAUGAAAUACCUGACACUGGAACAUCUUUGCCCAAUGAAACAUCUACUAGGCCUACCCGUAGUGCUGCUCUUGCCUCCAGAAACCUAAUAAGAAGUUUAGCUCGGGAGGGUAGAUUGUAA
Molecule: messenger RNA, 4068 nt
Organism: Macrobrachium nipponense
Lineage: Eukaryota; Metazoa; Arthropoda; Malacostraca; Decapoda; Palaemonidae
Exons: 6
Coding region: 1-4068 (1355 amino acids)
Biological process (GO): DNA integration
Molecular function (GO): nucleic acid binding
Source: RefSeq, a predicted model, not a curated record